GCAGCUUAAGUACUGUUUUCUCUCACAGCUCGCCAGACUGCAGAUGAAUACAGUACCUGAGACUUUUAAAAGACGUUAUAAGACAACUUAAGACAGACGCUUUUCAAGAUGGUGGACUUUGGGCUGCGGGGCUACCAGAUCGAGGUGGUCCAGAGGGCGCUGAAAGGGGAAAACAGCAUCAUCUGGCUUCCCACCGGAGGCGGGAAAACACGUGCCGCCGUAUACGUCGCUAAGAUGCAUCUCGAAACCACCCGAAACGCCAAAGUCGCGGUUCUGGUCAACAAGGUGCAUCUGGUUGAUCAGCAUUAUAGCAAAGAGUUUAAUCCUCACCUGGGAAGGAAUUACGAACUGGUGGCCAUUAGUGGAGACAGCAGCCAGAAAGACUUUUUUGCUCACGUGGUUAAAGACUGCGACCUGAUUAUUUGCACUGCUCAGAUACUGGAAAAUGCCUUGAUCAGCAAUGAAGAGGAAAAACACGUGGAGCUCACUGAUUUCACGCUGCUGAUUAUCGAUGAGUGUCACCACACCCAUAAGGAUGGUGUGUAUAAUAAGAUCAUGGCACGAUAUGUGGAAAGCAGGCUCCGAAAUCCGGAAACCAGGCUACCCCAAAUUCUUGGCCUCACCGCAUCUCCGGGCACCGGUGGAAACAGAAGUAUUGAUGGAGCUGUCAAACAUGUGCUACAGAUUUGUGCAAAUCUGGACUCAGUCAUCGUUUCUUCCAAGGAAUACGUUCCUGAGCUGAGUAAGGUCGUGCCCAAACCAAGGAAGACAUAUGACAUUGUGGAGGAGAGGCUUGAAGACCCAUUCGGGAGUCACCUAAAGAUGAUGAUGGGGAUGAUCCAUGACUUUAUGGGCCAGGGGAAAGAGGUUAAGUUUCGCGCGUUUGGUACACAAGAGUACGAGGCAGAUGUGGUGCAGCUGGAGAAGACAGGUGUUCAAGAGGAGAACAGACUGGUGGCUCAGUGUGCUCUGCACCUUCGUAAAUAUAACGAUGCUCUGCUCAUCAACGACACGGUUCGAAUGAUUGACGCGUUACGGGUUCUCCACGAGUUCUACCUCACAAAACAAGAAAACAUCCUGGACGUCACUGACAUGUUCCUCACUGGACUCUUUGAGGAAAACCGUGUGGAGCUGAAAGAGCUGGCAUCCAAUCCCAUCUAUGAGAACCCAAAACUGGCACAGCUUGAGAAAACCCUGGUGAAGCAGUUUGAUGGUAAGGAUGACUCCAAAGGCAUCAUCUUCUCCAAAACACGUGAGGGAACUCGCUGCCUCUACGACUGGGUGUGUGCCAACCCCGAACUACAACGAGUCAACAUACGUGCCUCCAUCCUCACAGGAGCUGGCACAGGUGCCAAUCACAUGACCCAGCGAGGGCAGAAGGAGACGAUACUGCAGUUUCGGAAGGGUACCCUCAACGUCUUGAUCUCCACCAGCGUGGCCGAGGAGGGACUUGACAUCCCAGAGUGCAACUUGGUGGUGCGCUAUGGACUAUUGACUAAUGAGAUCGCCCAGCAGCAGGCAAGCGGGCGAGCCCGGGCAGCAGACAGCACUUACUCAGUGGUGGCUCAAGCAGGGGGGCGGGAGGUUCGCAGGGAACGGACCAAUGAGUACCUAGAGGAGCUAACUUCCAGAGCUGUCGCCCAAGUACAGCGCAUGGACCUCAGAGAGUUCCGUCAGGAGAUAAAACAACUUCAGAUGGAGUCAGUGAUGUCUCGUAUUAUGGCUGAGUCACAGAGGAACACGAGGAGGAGUCAGCACAGCGGCGCCCAAGUCGAGCUAAUCUGCCGUGGCUGUUUUGCUGUCGUGGGUCGAGGAAAUGACAUGAGAGUCUUUGAGGGCACACACCACAUUAACAUCAAUCCUGAUUUCAAGGUGUACUAUAAGAUUGGUGGGCAGGUUCAACUGGAGCGGACCUUUGAGGAUUGGGAGCCUGGUCGUGUCAUUAGUUGUGCUACAUGUGGAAAGGACUGGGGAAUGGAGAUACUGAUUAAGAAACUGAUGAAGCCUCUGCCUUGUCUGAAAAUAAAGAGCUUCUCUCUGAAGACUCCAGAGGGCAGCCGUUCCCCGAAGAAGUGGAAAGACGUGCCAUUUACCGUGGAAGAGUUAGAGAUGGAGGAGUACGUUACGAGACACUUCCCUGAUCUCUGGCUAGACUGAGAAAGAACACACUGACACGCCUAACCAGAGAUCAAUUUAGAAGGUCCUGUUUGAUAGGGGCUAUGAUUAAUGAUGUGUGUG
This is a messenger RNA of Chanos chanos (milkfish), 2238 nucleotides long. RefSeq names its product DEXH (Asp-Glu-X-His) box polypeptide 58 (gene dhx58). Gene Ontology annotation, cellular component: cytoplasm. NCBI's taxonomy places the organism in Eukaryota, Metazoa, Chordata, Actinopteri, Gonorynchiformes, Chanidae. The record is from RefSeq and is a predicted model, not a curated record. Bases 109 to 2157 code for a protein of 682 amino acids. Gene Ontology annotation, molecular function: zinc ion binding; hydrolase activity; ATP binding. The transcript has 12 exons. Gene Ontology annotation, biological process: cytoplasmic pattern recognition receptor signaling pathway; antiviral innate immune response; negative regulation of RIG-I signaling pathway.